Eriocheir sinensis (Chinese mitten crab) is the source of this 1970-nucleotide messenger RNA. RefSeq lists its product as uncharacterized. Bases 368 to 1921 code for a protein of 517 amino acids. Gene Ontology annotation, biological process: maturation of SSU-rRNA; protein phosphorylation. Gene Ontology annotation, cellular component: nucleus; cytosol; preribosome, small subunit precursor. The record is from RefSeq and is a predicted model, not a curated record. The transcript is spliced from 8 exons. Gene Ontology annotation, molecular function: ATP binding; protein serine/threonine kinase activity. NCBI's taxonomy places the organism in Eukaryota, Metazoa, Arthropoda, Malacostraca, Decapoda, Varunidae.
UGUUAGUCGCGCUGUACUCGUGGGCGGCUGCAGCAGAAGGCGAGGCAGGAGGAGCACGUGGGAGGAUAAUAAACAACAACCAAUCAUGAUAAUACAGUGUAGCGCCAUGGUAAAGCAGAGUGUGUGAAUAAGCAGAAGAGGAGGAGGAGGACCUACGAAGCAAUAAAAGUAAAAAGAAGGAGAAGGCGAGGCACUAGCAGCAAAGGGCAAGAUGGGGAAAUUAAAAGUGACUAUACUGCGUUACCUGGUGAGGGAGGACUUCAGGGUGUUGACGGCAGCAUCUUCCCGGUGCGGCCUGAUGGUCAGCCCAAGGCUUCUUCCAGGUGGGGCCUGAUGGUCGGCCCAGCCCAUUCUGGCGCAGAUAGAGAUGGGGAUGAAGAACCACGAGCUAGUCCCGGGUCCCCUUGUGGCCCAGAUUGCCAAUGUGCGGGCUGGUGGGGUUCACAAGGUAUUGCAGGAGCUCAGCAAACACCGCCUUUGCUCCUAUGAACGUGGCAAGCAUUAUGAUGGAUAUCGGUUAACCAACAUGGGUUAUGACUACCUGGCCCUUAAGGUUCUCUCAUCACGGGAUACCAUUGGUGCAGUCGGGAGUCAAAUUGGUGUCGGAAAGGAGUCGGACAUCUAUGUUGUAACGGACACUCUUGGGAAUCCACUCUGCAUGAAACUACACAGGCUGGGCCGAACCUCAUUCCGUAAGCUGAAGGAGAAACGAGACUAUCACCAGCAUAGACACAGGAUGUCGUGGCUGUACCUGUCAAGGCUGUCAGCCACUAAGGAGUUUGCCUUCAUGAAGGCACUACACGGCAGAGGCUUCCCUGUACCGCGGCCUGUGGACGCUUGCCGUCACUGUGUCAUCAUGGAGCUGGUUAAUGGUUAUCCUUUGUCCAACAUUCAUGAUGUCAAGGAUGUGCCAGAGCUGUAUAGUGAUCUUAUGGACCUCAUUGUGAGGUUUGCCAACCACGGGGUGAUUCAUGGAGACUUCAAUGAAUUUAAUCUGAUGUUAGAUGACAAUGACAAACCAGUUGUCAUAGAUUUUCCACAGAUGGUAUCCACAUCACAUGAAAAUGCCAAAAUGUAUUUUGACCGUGACGUUCGAUGUGUGCGGGAAUUCUUCAGGCGAAGGUUUGGUUACGAGAGUGAGCUGUGUCCAGAAUUUGAGCGUGAUGUAAAGAAGGAGUACAGCCUUGAUAAAGAAAUUGCUGCUAGUGGGUACUCAAGGGAGGUCCAAGAGUUUGAUGAAGAACUAGAGGUUGGGAAACCUAUAGAAGAGGAAGAAGAUGAGGAUGGUGAGGUAGAUGGUGAUGAAAAUGAUGAAGACUCCUCAGAAGAUGAACCAUCACAUGACGAUGUUAAGGAAAUGAAGCAGCAAACUGAGGAGUUGUGUAAAGACUUGAAGGAGGAGACAACACUGAGUGAACUACAAGACACGGUAGAAGGGAAGUCUCUAGACCCAGUACCAGAAGAUUCCUCAUCAGAUUGUAGUACAAAAGAUAUUGGGGAAAAAGAUAAAGAAGUUAAGGGUGAUCCAGAUGAAAAAGAUGAAGUGGAGAAGGAAAGUAAUAAUAGGAAAAAGGGCAAACAUCUUCAGCAAGAGGCACGAAUGGCCCUAAUAAAGCAGUUGGCCAAGGCAAGAGAGGCAAGGCAGCGAGCAGAGGAAAAGGGGGAGGAGCCCCCACUGCUUGAGGACUUCAUUGAUGACUCCCUCAGUGACAUCUGCAGUGUGAGGAGCUUUUCCACAACAGCAAGCUCCAUAAACCCCAAGGAUGUAAAGCACCGCACUCACAGAGAUUUGGAGAGAAGGCAGAGCAAGCAGGUUUCUAAGAAAAACCUGAGAGUGAAAGGAGAGGCAAAUGCAUACAGGAGAACGAAAAAACAAAAUGAGGCUACUCUACGUGACUGUGCUGGGUGGGAUGAUUUUUGAAACCUUAUUCUCUUUAGAUCAAUAAAGCAACUAUCAAUAUGGUGGAUAA